AUGACUCAAUGGAUGUCCCUGCGCCAUGGCUGGCAGUGCUCCGAUUUGCACAUCCGGUGUUUAAUAGUUGUACCUGGGUAUCCACGCCAGCCUGCCAACGGCUCGCAGUCCGUCCUCAACCCUCCCUCCUCCUCCUUCUCCCUCAGGCAGAACUGCACCCGAGAUCCCGGGCGUCCUGCUGUACGCCGCAAGAGCCACGACGCAAUGAAAGAUAGACAGCUCUUCUGUCAUAGGCCGGGCGGCUUGCCGGCGUUUGUAGUUAGUUUCCGCGCUGCGAAUUUCACUCGAGACAUGUGGGCAGACUUGAUGGGGACAGCAUGGCAGCAGCGUGACACCAGCAUGGCACCAACAUGGCACCAGCAUGGAAUCGCAAGAGACUGA
Prorocentrum cordatum is the source of this 381-nucleotide messenger RNA. Lineage: Eukaryota; Dinophyceae; Prorocentrales; Prorocentraceae. The record is from the annotation of a GenBank genome assembly.